Arthroderma uncinatum is the source of this 1839-nucleotide messenger RNA. Its product is annotated as glycoprotease family protein. Gene Ontology annotation, cellular component: mitochondrion. The record is from RefSeq and is a predicted model, not a curated record. Bases 1 to 1839 code for a protein of 612 amino acids. The transcript has 2 exons. Lineage: Eukaryota; Fungi; Ascomycota; Eurotiomycetes; Onygenales; Arthrodermataceae. Gene Ontology annotation, biological process: mitochondrial tRNA threonylcarbamoyladenosine modification.
AUGUUCGCAGCACGCGCCGCCAAACCAAAGCUUUCGCUGAGCAUCUCUGCUGCUACCACCAACACGGCCUCCCUUGCCCUCAAAUCCCCAGCCGCUCUCUCUAUCCCCAGAACGCCACUGUCACCACGAAGCCCAGCUGCAUAUGCCACUCACAACUCGAGGUUAAGCCAAGCAUGCUACUCGACGUACAGCAAUUCGUGCAGCUCCAAAAGCAUCCUCAAGAAGUCACAGUCGUCGUCUAGGGGUCUUGCCGAUAAGAGAAUCAGAUUCAACGCUGAGCCAGAGAUCCACCCCAUCUCAGCCAUAGAGAACCCCGAAGAGUACUACGGCAGCUCUGCCAGCUCUACCAGCAUGUCCAAAGAGGAUAGACGGGAGAGACGGUGGUCGCGUGCCGCCGCCGGCUACUCCGAUGAUACAUCCGUAGCAAUUGUUGAAAAACGUGGCCCCCAAACCAGCGAUGUUUCAUGCUCCACCACGACUCCAAGAGGCAAUGCAACCAUUCACUACCUCGAAAAUAUCACCGCCGACAGUCGGGAAUACCGCGGAAUCCAUCCCCUCAUAUCACUAGAAUCGCAUCAAGCGAACUUGUCGAACCUCGUCGAUAAAGCACUUCGACACUUACCAUCCACUACCGGCUCUAUUCCAAAGGAACCAACCGCUUUGCGCCAAUAUGUCUCUAGAACUAUUCAGCUAUCACCUGUGCGCGAAGAAGAGGGAGAUACAAUCACCAAGGUCAAACCGGAUUUUAUUUCCGUUACCCGUGGACCUGGAAUGGGCUCAAAUCUUUCCGUAGGAUUGGAAUUGGCCAAAGGGCUAUCUGUAGCAUGGCAGAUUCCAAUUGUCGGCGUGCAUCACAUGCAGGCUCAUUUACUCACACCAAGACUAGCCAGUGCGCUUGAUGCGGCGUCUGGUGUUGGGAGUGAUACUGCAUAUAAUCCAAAGCCCGAGUUCCCAUUCAUAUCAGCGCUCGUGUCCGGCGGGCAUAGCUUUCUUGUGCACUCCAAGUCUCUUACAGACCAUGAGACAUUGGCUUCUACCGUCGACAUGGCAAUUGGAAGCGUAUUAGAUAAAUUCGCCCGCAUGGCCUUGCCGCAAUCAUACCUCGACCAGAGCAAGACAACCAUGUAUGGGAAACAGCUAGAGGCAUACGCAUUUCCUAACGGGUUUGCCGACUAUGCCGACUACAAACCGCCAACGUCGAGAGGACAAGAAACUAAGCCUAUCGAGAAUGCUAAAUAUGGCUGGUCACUAACCCUGCCAUACCCAGAGUCGAGAACAAUGGCACUCACUUUUGCCGGUUUAUUAUCUGCUGCCACAAGGCAAAUCGAUAUCAUGUCAAAUGGAAAGGUUAAACAGAGAAAGAAAACCAAGGAGGAGAUGGAUAAUUUGAACCUUGAUUUUCUCCCUCAUGAAGGCCGGGUUGCAUUUUCUAGAGACUUUAUGAGGGUUUGCUUUGAGCACCUUGCUUCUCGGAUUGUCUUAGCAUUGGAAAACGCAUCUUCCAACGAAGUUAAUCAAGCAGAGAAUGGGAGACUGAAGGCAACAUCUCCUGUUAAAACCGUUGUGGUUAGCGGUGGUGUUGCGGCGAAUCGAUACCUACAACAUAUCCUUCGUUCAUUCCUAGAUGUGCGUGGAUUCUCCCAUAUCGACAUCGUUGCUCCCCCGUUAUACCUCUGCACAGAUAACGCAGCUAUGAUUGGUUGGGCAGGUAUCGAGAUGCUCGAGGCUGGUUGGAAAACUGAUAGGAAGUCAAUGUUCAUAAGGAAGUGGGGUCUUGAUCCUGCUGCUGAAGACGGUGGGAUAUUAGGCCCUGGGGGCUGGGUACGCACGGUACAAUGA